GGGAAAGAGAGGAGUUCUCCUCCAGACGCGCUCAUUCUCCUCUGUCCCAGAUCAGGACCAGGCGAGUUUUCGGACGGAUUUCUGACACCGCGGGGAUAUGAAGAACAUGCAGCAGAUAUUCUCGGGAACGCGUGACGUGUAAAGGACUGCUCGGAACUGUCAGGAGUCUGAUUUUACACGGGACUAAUGCCGAACAUGUUCUAGACGCGGGUUGAGGUUCUGAUUGCGCGUGGAGUUCUGCAGGAUCUGCCCGCUCUGAGGAGAGACUGAGCGGCUCUCGUCCCGGGUCAGCAGCGCCGGUUCGGCGGGACGGACUGGAGCCUGUGCGCUCAGAGAGAGAGAGAGAGAGAGAGCGUAAAAAUAACAUUGGCUAAGACGCGCUCCAUUCCGCGGGCGCGCUGACAUUUCAAACGCCAGUUUGGGUGGCACCCGGCAACAAAACCCUAGCAGGCUGUAGAAACGGUGCCAUCCCAUCCUAUCCCGUUGCCAUGGUGACACGCCAACAGCUUCGCUAGAGGAAAGUCCGAUGAGGAUACGCUUUUGAACCUUUCGCACUUGGCACGCCUCACCUGACGAGUAUCCCUGUGAAAGAAAGAAGAAGAAAAAAAGAACAGCCCAUGUCAUUCCGGGCCACGCGGCCGUCUAUUAAAAGAUCUCGCUCGUGCUGUCGCUCGGACUAUUUAUGCACGAGGGCGCAGUGAGGGCCAACUCCACUCCGUAGACACACAGAAGACGAGUCAUGGGCAGCAUCACACGCGCGCUCCCGCUACUACUGCUGCUCCUGUGCGCGCACGGCACCGCGGCCCAGCACUACCUGCGCCUGAGGCCCUCGCCCAGCGAACACCUGCCCGUCCCGGGCCUCAUCGAGGAGCCCGACCCGGAGUACGACCCGCGUGAGCAGGACCUCUCGGAGAAGACGCUGCGCAAGAAGCUGGGGAGCCACUUCGACCCCAACUUCAUGUCCAUCCACCUGCCCGCGCAGCUGAACACCAGCGCGCCCCCGGACCUCCCGCGCAUGCCCAUACCGCCCGAGCUCAAGAAGCUGGACCUCGCGGAGACGCCGUACGGCAGGCGCGUCAAGGUGGGCAAGAAGGCGCGGAGGAAGUUCCUGCAAUGGCUGUGGAUGUACACGCACUGCCCGGUUUUGUACACUUGGAAGGACCUGGGCGCGCGCUUCUGGCCGCGCUACAUCAAGGAGGGGAACUGCUUCAGCGAGCGCUCGUGCUCCUUCCCCGAGGGCAUGUCCUGCAAGCCGGUCAAGUCGGUGACCAAGACCUUCCUGCGCUGGUACUGCCAGGGGUUCCUGAGGCAGAAGUUCUGCACGUGGAUACCGGUGCAGUACCCGAUCAUCUCCGAGUGCAAGUGCUCGUGCUGAGCAGCGAGAGGCUGGAUCGAUUCUCAAUGAUUGCACUGUUUACCCACGGACAGGGAUGUGUGGCGCCACAUAGCGAAUCUAUUUUUUUAAAUAUAUAUAUAUAUAUGUAUAUGUAUAUAUAUGUAUGU
Molecule: messenger RNA, 1503 nt
Organism: Rhinichthys klamathensis goyatoka
Lineage: Eukaryota; Metazoa; Chordata; Actinopteri; Cypriniformes; Leuciscidae
Gene: nog2
Product: noggin 2
Exons: 1
Coding region: 740-1375 (211 amino acids)
Biological process (GO): dorsal/ventral pattern formation; negative regulation of cell differentiation; osteoblast differentiation
Source: RefSeq, a predicted model, not a curated record